CUCCCUGUAUCCUCCUCUCCAUCCUAAAGACUGUUGUUAACCGCCCAAGUGAAGUGUUCACCCCUCUAACCCAAGGGAAGAAGGAGGAGGAGGAGGCUAUGAUUGCGUCUUUUCCUACUCCCCUACGACUGCGCUCCCCCUUCCGGUGCCCCAGGCCUCUGUUUCCCCGAGAAAAUGGGGGGCGCCGGAGGCGGGGAUGGACUUGGAGGAGCUCCAUGUGCUUGGCUGCUGCGCCGUUCGUCAAGGACGGAGCUCUGAGGGUCAAUGGCAGGGAGGCGCUGACCGGCGUGCCCCAGAAUGUCGUCGUCUCGCCGCCGUUGAUGGAUGGAGCAGCGGCGUUCUUGGGCGCGGUGGCCGAUCGAGAGGACUCGCGUCACGUCUUCAAACUCGGUGUUCUUAGGGACUACCGACUACUUUGCUUAUUCAGGUUCAAGAUCUGGUGGAUGAUUCCCCGCGUGGGGACUGCAGGCAGUGAUGUGCCUUUUGAGACCCAAAUGCUGCUUCUUGAAGCAAGACAAUAUGAGGCUGUUGAUGGAGGAGUUCACGAAGCCGCAGCCGAUCCAGCAUUCUAUAUACUCUUCUUGCCUGUCUUAGAUGGUGAUUACAGAAGCAGCUUGCAGGGGAACUCCUCAGAUGAACUUGAGUUCUGCAUUGAAAGUGGUGAUCCAGCGACUACAGGAUCCCGGUUCCUGGAAGCAGUGUUUGUGAGUCACGGGAGCAAUCCAUUUGACCUCAUGAAGGAAUCCAUGAAAAUGCUAGAGAAACACAAGGGGACCUUUUCAGUGCGUGAGCAUAAAAUGAAACCUGGAGUGCUGGAUUAUUUUGGCUGGUGCACUUGGGAUGCUUUCUACUUUGAUGUUAAUCCUCAAGGAAUUGAAGAUGGUUUGAAGAGUUUAUCGAAAGGAGGCACACCGCCAAAAUUCCUACUGAUAGAUGAUGGUUGGCAGGACACCUCAAAUGAAUUCCAGAAAGAAGGUGAACCAGCUGCUGAAGGAUCUCAGUAUGGUGCUAGAUUAGUCAGUGUUAAAGAGAACAACAAAUUCCGAAGAACAGCAGAUGGAGCCUCAAACAAUGGAGCUACUUCUUUGAAGGAUUUUGUUUCAAAUAUAAAGCAAACAUAUGGACUAAGGUAUGUCUAUGUAUGGCACGCACUGAUGGGGUACUGGGGAGGAGUAAGUCCAGAUGCAGCAGAAACAAAGAAGUACAAUUCAAAGCUAGUUUAUCCUGUUCAAUCUCCAGGAAAUCUUUCGCAUUCCAGAGACUUGACUAUGGAUUGCAUGGAGAAGUAUGGGGUUGGCAUGGUCGACCCUGAGAAAGCAUUCGAUUUCUAUGAUGAUCUGCACAGCUAUCUCAUGUCACAAAAUAUAGAUGGAGUUAAAGUGGAUGUACAAAAUAUCCUGGAAACAAUUGGAACAAAUCAUGGUGGCCGGGUAUCCUUGGCUCAUCGCUUUCAUGAGGCACUCGAGAAAUCUAUCGCGAAGAACUUUCAGGAUAAUAGUAUCAUAUGCUGCAUGGCACAGAGCACAGACUCAAUAUACAGUUCGAAAGUGAACUCUAUUACCAGAGCCUCAGAUGAUUACAUGCCAAGAAACAUGUUAUCACAGACACUUCAUGUUGCUGCUGUUGCAUUCAAUAGUAUGUGGCUUGGAGAAGUUAUGGUCCCAGACUGGGAUAUGUUCUAUAGCCUCCAUUAUGCCGCAGAGUUCCAUGCAGCUGCAAGAGCUUUGGGAGGUUGUGGAGUCUACAUCAGUGACAAACCAAAUCAGCAUGAUUUUGAGCUUCUUAAAAAGCUUGUUCUUCCAGAUGGAUCAAUCCUCAGAGCUAAAUAUCCCGGGAGGCCUACUCGAGAUUGUUUAUUUGAUGAUCCAGUGAUGGAUGGGAAAAGCCUGCUGAAGAUAUGGAAUCAUAACAAAUGUACUGGAAUCCUUGGCAUCUUCAAUUGUCAGGGUGCAGGGACAUGGCCAUGCCUUAAAGUUCCAAGUACUCCAAGUUCUGAGGUCACAUACCUCACUGGCCAUGUUAGCCCUGGUGAUGUUGAGUAUCUUGAAGAGGUUGCAGGUGAUAAUUGGACUGGUGAUUGUGCAGUUUACUCCUACCAUGAUGGAUCUCUCUCCAUAUUGCCAAAGAAUGGAUCACUGGAUGUCACACUAAAUGUUCUGCAGUGCAAACUUUUCACCAUAUCUCCAAUCAAGAGCUACGACGAUCCCAUCCAAUUUGCACCGAUCGGACUGAUCAAAAUGUACAACUCUGGUGGUGCCAUCGAAGCCAUGGACUUCGUGAGCGAUCGAUCUUUGUGCCGUUUGAGCAUCAAAGGCAGAGGAUCUGGUCUUUUUGGAGCUUAUUCCAGCGUAAAACCCAAAGUUUGCACAGUUAACUCAACCUCUGAGGAGUUCAUGUUCAAGGAUGACAACCACAUGCUGACACUAACAAUUCCUUCAGGAGUGGAUUACUGGGAAAUAUGUGUUUGUUUUGAUGCAUGACAUUUGUUUAUGCCUCAAAACCAUUCAUUUCUCCUUUUUUUUUUGUAAUCAAUUAUGUAGAGAGGACAGAAAAAUAAAGAUUCAAUCUAAAGAAUUUCAGUAAAUUGCAGUUUGAAGA
This is a messenger RNA of Musa acuminata subsp. malaccensis (wild Malaysian banana), 2598 nucleotides long. RefSeq names its product probable galactinol--sucrose galactosyltransferase 2. Lineage: Eukaryota; Viridiplantae; Streptophyta; Magnoliopsida; Zingiberales; Musaceae. The record is from RefSeq and is a predicted model, not a curated record.